Molecule: messenger RNA, 2439 nt
Organism: Linum trigynum
Lineage: Eukaryota; Viridiplantae; Streptophyta; Magnoliopsida; Malpighiales; Linaceae
Source: the annotation of a GenBank genome assembly
AAACAGACCAACCAAGAAAAGGGCAGAAUUGGAAACCUAAUCGAAGGCCCCAUCCAUCGCCUAUAUAAACACGGCCACUUUAGCUCUCUCUCUCUCCCUCUCCCUCUCCCUCUCCCUCUCUCAGUUAGUAAUAGUAAUAUACAUUAAUCCAAUUCCGCUGCUCAUUCAUUACAUCACCAUAAUCUCCCGAUCGAUAUGCCUUCCCCACUAAUUCCACUGCUCCUGUUUCUCUUCCUCCGCCUCCAUCCCAUCGCCGUCUGCGGCGCAAAACCCCGCCACGGCUUCGGGCAUUUGGGCCGGACCCAUUCCCGACCCCACGCCAAACCUCCACUCCCCAACUCUCCCGCCGUUCCGCCGCCUCCUCCGGCGACUCCGUGGCGCCACCACGUGUUCCUCAACUUCCGGGGACCCGACGUCCGCCACGCCUUCUCCGACCACCUCUACUACGCCCUCAUCCGGAAAGGGAUCAAGGCCUUCCGCGACGACCGCGACCUCCCACGCGGCGAGAACGUAACGGAGGCCAUCCCACGCGCCAUCGAGGACUCCAAGCUCUCCAUCGUCGUGCUCUCCAGAGGCUACGCGUCGUCGGAGUACUGCUUGGACGAGCUGGUCAAGAUCAUGCUGACCAUGAAGGAGAAAGGACACCAGCCUUUCCCGGUCUUCUACAAACUGUCCCCCAACGACGUCGUACAUCACCAGUCGUCGGGGUGUUACAAGGAAGACUUCGACCGUCACAAGAAGGUCUAUAGCUACGAGAGGGUGAAGAGCUGGAGCCACGCGCUCACUUCCAUUGCCGAUAUCUCCGGCUGGGUUCUCCACAGUGAGAGAUCGGAAGCGGAAAUGGUGGAGAACAUAGCGAAGAACAUGAUGUGGAAGGUCCACGAGAUGGGUAGGGCUUCCGACAUGGCGAGUGGGGCGAGUCAGUCGAUUCGGCGAUUCGAAACGGGGAAGCAGCAGCAGCAGCAAUUUACGAAUCUGUUCAUAUGCGAGAAUGACGGGGACGAUGGUGAUGGUGAUGGUGUGGUUAGGAUCUGUGGUAGGACAAAUAACGGAGAAAGGAAUGUCAGUUUCCAAAAAUUUGUUGUUUUUGACCAUUCCACUACUGCUGCUGCUGCUGAAAACCUAGGGUCUCGUCCGCCUCCAAACCCAGCAGGCGACACCAGUACUACGCCUUCCCCUUCUUCUGUACCGACCAUGGAGACUAGUGCCGGCGGGAGCUCGCACACCGAUGAAGUUAAAAAUGGUUCUUCCUGCCACGGUGAUAAGCAAGAAAACGUCACCGAAGAACACGAUCAACGUUAUCAAGCUCCGGCUGCUUCAAAAGGGGCCUCCCGAGAAGAAGAAGAUGGCGAUGAUCAGAAGAGGAGGUUGUGGAUGUCCAGAACCUGCACCUACGACAGAAACAAAAACAACCAUAAUCAUCAUCAUAAACAAGAAGAAGCAGACCAACAGCAACUGAAAUUCAUCAAGCCAGAAAUCUCACCGCAAGGCAAGAAGACGGCCAGAAUCCCCAGGACAGUCGCCCAAGAAGAAAUCAAGAAAUUCUGGGACUUCUCCUUGAUCGGGCAGCAGCUAUCCGACACCUCUCCUCAUCAUCAUCAUCACCAAAACACAACCACCCUCCUCAACGCAGCCAACAAGCUGUGGAACAUAUCGUCGUCAAACAAAGGAAGUUGGAUCGAGGUGAAGCAAGUGGGAACGGCCCGAAACGGGCUCUACAUCUUCACCUUCUCCAGCCAAAACAUACGCGACCGCGUGGUGGAGUCUUCCCCGUGGUGCAUCGCCAACGCAACGUUCGUGAUGCGGAAGUGGCAGCCCAACCUGCAGCUCGCGAGCCUGGCGAGGGAGCGCUCGUCGGCGAUCCCGGUUUGGGUGAGGCUGGUCGGGGUGCCGGUGGAGUACAUGAACGCCAAGGGGCUGAGCUACAUCGCGAGUGUGCUUGGGAAACCGCUCUACAUGGACCGGGCCACCGCUAGCCGGUCUCAGCUGGCGUUUGCCAAGGUGUGUGUGGAGAUGAGGCUGAGUGAAAAGGGGGUGUCGACCAUAGUUGUGGCGCUUGGUGUUGGUGAUGAUGAGAAGGAUGGUGGUGGUAAUGGUGUGGUGGUGGUUGUUGUUCGAGUGAUCUACCAAUGGAGGCAUUGCAUGUGUAUAUCUUGCCAGCCUACUACUGCCGAGACGACUUGACUUAGAAUUAAUGUGAGAGAGAGAGAUAGAGACGCAAAAUAUUAUAAGAAGACGAAGAGUGAAGACCCAAGACUUUUUCGGAAUGGCCAGGUCGUCGUGCGAGUUCAUGUUCACCAACCCUUCACCAUUAGGCUUUUUCCACUUCAAUUACCUACAUACAUCCGGGAAGAACACGACCCCAAUUACAAUACCUAGCUAGGGGAAGCUUCCUGUUGAGUUCAUUGGCUUAUGUAUUAAUUAAUGGGGGAAUAAUUG